Messenger RNA from Metarhizium acridum CQMa 102, 2400 nucleotides. The record is from RefSeq and is a predicted model, not a curated record. Lineage: Eukaryota; Fungi; Ascomycota; Sordariomycetes; Hypocreales; Clavicipitaceae.
AUGUCAUCUACCUCAGAAGACUUAAAGGGAACUACCUCCCCUUGGAAACGACUAUUCGGGGCGAGAGGUAGCGACAGUAGCAAACAAGAGAAGCGAGUGUCUGGUCACUCGAAAUGGAGUUUUGGUGUGCUCAAUGAUAAGCAGACCGUCGAGGUUCCAGGCUCUGUUUUACUCCUGGCCGCUAACCGCAAUGAGCCUCUUGGUCUGCGUGAUGUGCAUGCCAGGACCUCUCAUUCAUCUAUUCCAACGGGAUUUUUUGUUGACAUGCCAUUGACCCCAGGAGGGUCACGUCUUGUCAUACAGACUCCAGCUGCUACGAAACAUGUUGAUCCAAAUGAAGGCAAGAAGAAAACACAGGAUGGUGCCAUUAUUCUCGAUCCUCAACCCGAGGACUCCGUCAACGACCCGUUGAACUGGCCUAGCUGGCGACGAGAUACUGCCUUGUUGUCACUGGGCUUUUACUGCAUGAUUGGCGGUGGCAUUACCUCCAUCAUGGCUGCUGGUUUUACCAACAUUGCCCAUGAUAUGGAUGUCGAAGUCGAAACCGUGUCUCUCACGGUCGGUCUAUACAUGAUGGGCCUUGGUGUAGGCUCGGUUUUGGCUUCUCCAACCGCCAUCCUUUUUGGCAAGCGACCUGUAUAUCUCGCUAGUGUCAUUCUCUUUAUUGCAACAUGCGUUUGGGGAGGCUACUCUCCCGGCUUCCCUUCUCUGCUCGCAGCCAGAGUAUUUCAAGGAAUAGCCAUCAGCCCCGUGGAGUGCCUUCCUUCGGCUACAAUUGCAGAGAUUUUCUUUCUCCAUGAGCGAGCCUAUCGUAUCGGCAUCUACACAUUGUUACUAUUAGGCGGAAAGAACUUGAUUCCUCUUGUGAGCGCUGCCAUCAUUGGACGUAUCGUCGCAAUGGUAGCUGGUCUGGGCUUCGUUCUGCUCUUCCUUUUCGUACCCGAAACCUUCUGGGAUCGCACACCCACGCGGAAACCCUCAAAACGCCCCAGCUUUCUUCGCCGUCUUUCUUCGCGUAGGAACGUAUAUAGCCCUCACCAAUCGACCCAAUCUGCGAGAGACUCAAAGACUCUCGAAAGGCCUCAGUCACCCGGUGCAGAGACUCGUCAGAGGGGACUCCAUGUCGGCUUCGCAUCUGAACCGCCCACAGCUGGUGAAUCUCAACACCACGGUGAAGGCAAUACAAGUCAUCUGCACCCUGAUUCCGCCGACCACCAUGUUGAAAACACUACAUCCAGGGAGACUGAACAGCAACAUAUCAUGUACCUUCCAGAUUUGCCAGGCAACGUGCAAGGUCAGAUGCCUUCCAUCACGGUGUCAGCAUCCCGUGAGAAGUCAGAAGAUAUCGAAGCAGAGGCCAACCAGGUGGAUACAAAUGUACCACUUGUACACGUGUCUGACGAGCACCAUGUAAUGGAUGGAGCAAGCUCCGUGCAUAGCCCAAUUCGAUCACCAAGGGCCAUCCUUCGCCAGUCUCACAGCGGACCAGGCGGGCACUCACCGUACCUCCAGAGUGCGAACGGAAGUGGUUCCAAUGUAGAUUAUUUCUCACAAGGCCCGAAUCUUGAUAAUGAAAGAAUUCCUGCGUCGGCACUCAGGGCGCCACCUAGGAUAAAGGCGUAUACGCAUAACUUGCGACAACAGCCUGCCCAAACGUUUACACAGCAGCUGAAACCCUACCACGGCCGGCUCAACAACGACAGGUGGUUGAAAGUUAUGAUCCGUCCAUUCAUCUUGUUUUCUUAUCCGGCCGUUUUGUGGUCUGCUGCGGUAUACGCCUGCUCAAUUGGUUGGUUAAUCGUUAUUUCAGAGACAAUGGCCGUUAUCUACCGAGACCCUGCGAGUUACAACUUUGGUGCGCUCCAAACCGGUCUUGUGUAUGUAUCUCCAUUUGUUGGCGGUGUCCUUGGCACAGGCGUCGCAGGGAAAAUUAGUGAUUUGAUUGUCCGAGCCAUGUCUCGUCGUAAUGGCGGUAUGUACGAACCUGAGUUCCGACUGGUGAUGGCCAUUCCCAUUAUGCUCACAACCUGCAUUGGUCUCAUGGGCUUCGGCUGGUCUGCUCAAGAGAAAGACCAUUGGAUGAUCCCAACUGCUUUCUUCGGCAUACUUUCGUUUGGUUGCUCUCUAGGAUCUACGACGGCCAUCACGUUUUGCGUCGAUAGCUAUCGUCAGUACGCAGGAGAGGCGCUGGUAACGCUCAAUUUUUCCAAGAAUGUCUUGCACGGUCUUGUUUUCAGUCUGUUUGUGAGCCACUGGAUGGCCAAGGAAGGGCCGAAGCAAGUCUACAUGUGGUUGGGAAUCGUCCAACUCCUCAUUCAGCUCACCACGAUCCCCUUAUUCAUAUUUGGCAAGAGGGCUCGUAUGUGGACAGUGAGAAUGAACCUCAUGGAGAAGUUCUGA